AUGGCUUCCCCUUCUCGUAGUCGUUCUCGACCGCCUCGCCACGACCUCGUCACUCGAAUUCACGCCGAUGCUCUUGAGACACCCACUAUACUUCUCGGAUCCAUCGACAUCUCCAACAGCCAAGCACAAGAAGACUCGAGCUCUUCGGAAUCUGAUUUUCAGCGAACCAAGCCAAGCAGGUUGCCUCCCCGCCAUGCACGCUCCCUGAGCAACCCGUUUCCUUCGUUUCUCGGUGCUGCAAGGAAGAGACAAGGCUCGACGAGCCAGCCGCAAGCUGAUUCGGACAGGGGAGAUGUUGACAACGCCAUGGCUGGACCAGGCGUUGGCAAUAGGCACAGGCGGGGUGGUCCUAUGGGUAGCAAGGACUUUGCAACGGGAAAUUGUAUGACGUGCGCAUCUUUGAUGCGGUGGCCCAAGGAAUUAAAAGUUUUCAAGUGUACUAUCUGCACGACGAUUAAUGACUUGGCCGCUCCGGGGAGCGAGGCUCUGAAGCCUGGGAUUCUCGGAAGACGGCGUGAUGGGAAUGCCCAUUCGUCGUCUGAUAACUCAACUUGCCAACCAAUUUCCUUACGACACUGUCAACGACUUGUGAGACAGUGUAUUCAUUCCUAUAUUUCUAUGAAAUUGGCUCCGAAACCAGCGCCGGAGCACGCAGGCUGGCGCUCUCCCACUGCAUCUCAAAGCAGCAUCCCAAGAUCAGAUGCUCACAGAAAUCAGCAGGACCACUCCCAUGGACGACCAAGGGGCGCCUCCUAUGGAGAAGACCAUGACGGCUGUAAUUCCAAAUAUGUCUUUGAAGAGCAGCCUACCUUGCGGCCUAGUCCACUACGGCCAAAUGCCGCCCUCAGGUCAUAUUCGUCUUCACAUUCCGAACGGCCUCCUCCGCCCGGGCAGCCACCCCUGAAUCCGAGUCCAAUGGCACGCCGCAGGGCAUCGUCGAUGAACGGCCCCUGCGAACCAAAGAGGAUAUUUAAACCCCUUGAGGAAUACAUUGCGAAAGCGUUUGGUUCAUUUGACUCUGUAAACUCGUCAUUUUCAACAGAGAACAGGGGGCGGGAGCGCCAACAAGGCGACCAAAUUCGGCGGAAACCACUGCCGUCGCGUGGAAGAUCACUCUCACAAUCUGCUGACGCUGUUCCUCGGGGGGAAUCUCAACCAGGCAUGGUCAUGGAUGAGCUGGACCCGAAGCUGCUCCUCCUGGGCGACUUUGCAGAGAAUGGCUCCUGGUGGACGGGGGGCCGUAGACAGACAGGGCCGACGAAACAAACUUCUACCCGCCGACCUGAAAGCCCCCCCAAGAAACCAGUCACAAUCAAGAGCCCGAACCUGAACUGGGAUGAGCUUGACAGUUGGUAUUCUUCAACCAUUAAUGCUGCCGAGGACUGGUUCUCUGUGUAUGAAGAUGUAUGCAGGGAACCAACUGUCAGACCCCAAACGCAGAGAGACCUCGAGGUUCUGGAGCAAGAACUGCUACAAGGGCAAGAACAUGUCCAAAGAGUGCUGCUGAAAGCGACAGAAUCGCUAUUGAAGAGACCCGGCCGGCCGAUCACCAACGCCGGCGACCUUCGGUUUCUUCUCAUCAUCAUGGAGAACCCUCUUUUGCACGCGGAGUUGAAAGGAUUUGGUGGCAUUUUACAACCAGAUGGUGUGGCUCCUCCCCCUCCCCAAGUAAUCCCUCCAAGACGAAACCUUCUCCCGAGUUCUGGGCUUUUAUCUGGCCAACAUUCAGGGAUAAUCAAGCGGAUCAUCGGUCUCAUAUCGAACACGCCUCCGGAAUGCCACAAUCAGCUCAUCACGUGGUUUUGCAAGUAUGACAACAGACGAUUUGUUCGCACCAAGGAUUUGGUAUCGGGCUUUUUGAGCUACCGACUACUCCGACAGAUUGACAAGAAGCAACCUACAGAAGUUGACAUUACGGCUGGCUUGAUACCAGAGAUGCGCGCUGGCCGCUCUGGUGCUGGUUUCUACCUUCAUGAUGAGAUCAGAAACGGAGGAACUUCUAAAAAGAGGGAGUCAGAGCACAAGAUUGCGUACACCGAGGAUUGGCAGAUUAAGGCGGCGUCCCGCGUACUUGCCCUUCUGUUCGCAGCCAAUAGUGUCCCUGGGAUCAGACAUGGCUAUUCAACGACAGCGGUUGGGGUCAACGUUGCGGCUGGUUCAACCCGCGAAUACGGGCACUCUAGUGGACAGCUGGUCCCAACCACGGACUUUUACAACUCAAUGAUAGAUUACGCUGAUUUGGUCAGCGACUUUGAGUCCUGGGAGUCGAAACGGUCCAAGUUUUCCUUCUGCCAGUAUCCGUUCUUAAUGAGCAUUUGGGCCAAAACUCACAUCCUGGAACAUGAUGCCAAGCGACAGAUGCAGAUGAAGGCACGGGAUGCCUUUCUCGACAGCAUAAUGACCAACCGCAACGUAAAGCAAUAUCUUUCUCUCGAUGUUCGUAGAGAGUGUCUUGUUGAGGACAGCCUUGCUGCCGUUAGCGAAGUUAUUGGAAGCGGAAGUGAAGAUGUCAAGAAAGGUCUCCGAAUCACAUUCAGGGGUGAAGAGGGUAUUGACGGCGGCGGACUGCGCAAGGAAUGGUUCUUGCUCCUCAUCCGGGAGGUCUUCAAUCCCGACCACGGGAUGUUUCUGUACGACGAAGACUCGCAGUAUUGCUACUUCAAUCCCGCCACUUUUGAAACGUCGGAUCAAUUCUUUUUGGUUGGCGUAGUCAUGGGUUUGGCAAUUUAUAAUUCUACCAUUUUGGACGUUGCUCUACCGCCAUUUGCCUUCCGCAAACUGCUGGCGGCUGCGCCAGCUCACGGCCUAGGCAUGUCGUCUCGCCCAAGGCCGUCGAUGCAGUAUACUUUGGAGGACCUGGCAGAAUACAGACCGCGAGUAGCCCGUGGGCUUCGUCAGCUUCUGGACUUUGAGGGAGAUGUGGAAAGCGCAUUCAGCCUUGACUUUGUGAUUGACACUGAGAAAUACGGCACAACUGUUCAGGUGCCCCUUUGCCACGGAGGCGAGCGAAAGGCUGUUACAAAUAGCAACCGACGAGAGUAUGUUGACCUCUACAUUCGAUAUGUACUAGACACGGCGGUGACGCGCCAAUUCGAGCCUUUCAAAAGAGGCUUCUACACCGUCUGCGGAGGCAAUGCCUUUUCCUUAUUUCGACCCGAAGAAAUCGAGCUCCUCAUCCGAGGAUCGGACGAGGCUCUUGAUAUUGCAUCGUUGCGUGCUGUGGCCGAGUAUGACAACUGGGAGAGCCGCCAGCCGGACGGGAGUAGCCCCGUAGUCGGAUGGUUUUGGGAAACGUUCCAAGAAGCAACACCGGGGAACCAACGCAAGCUUCUUUUAUUCAUCACGGGAAGCGAUCGAAUCCCUGCAACGGGGGCCGCUAUGCUGCCCAUCAAGAUUUCGUGUCUCGGCGAAGAUGUCGGCCGUUAUCCGAUAGCGAGGACUUGCUUCAACAUGAUUUCACUGUGGCAGUAUGGAUCGAAGCAAAAGCUGGAAGGCAUGUUGUGGAGAGCUGUGUUUGAAAGUGAAGGAUUUGGUCUGAAGUAG
This is a messenger RNA of Metarhizium brunneum ARSEF 3297, 3543 nucleotides long. RefSeq lists its product as uncharacterized. Gene Ontology annotation, biological process: protein polyubiquitination; ubiquitin-dependent protein catabolic process. The record is from RefSeq and is a predicted model, not a curated record. Gene Ontology annotation, molecular function: ubiquitin protein ligase activity. NCBI's taxonomy places the organism in Eukaryota, Fungi, Ascomycota, Sordariomycetes, Hypocreales, Clavicipitaceae.